This is a messenger RNA of Bufo bufo (common toad), 4947 nucleotides long. It is a transcript of the gene AUTS2, whose product is annotated as activator of transcription and developmental regulator AUTS2. The transcript is spliced from 15 exons. Lineage: Eukaryota; Metazoa; Chordata; Amphibia; Anura; Bufonidae. Bases 680 to 3124 code for a protein of 814 amino acids. The record is from RefSeq and is a predicted model, not a curated record.
GGAUGCCAGCUCUGAGAAAUUCUUUAGUGCCGUCACAAAUAAUGAUUCAGAAAGGGGUGUCAGUUUACUGACAACAAGCAAAUGCAAAGAUGGCUCUGGUCCAGUUCCACCAAAAGUGUCUGGACUAGAAAGGAGUCAAGAGAAGAGUAAAGACAGUAUUGCUGAGCUGCAGUUGGAGACUACAGUGUGCAAAGAACUAGGACCACCAACACUUCCUACCAUUCAACCUGAAUUAGAAACACAGCCAAUUCUGUUGUCUUCUCCAGGACCAAUUGUGAUUUCUCAAUCAGAAAUACCUAAACAGACACAGACUGAGCCUCUUCAUCUUCCUCAUGCUCCAAUAGAGCAAGAAAAUCCAUUGCCACCUCAACCCCAAGUGCAACUGCCACCAAAGGCUCGCCCACCCUCUCAGCCACAUAUUCAUUCAAGCCCACCAGUAGCACAAGCACGACCUCCUUCUCAAACUUUGUCCCAGACAUUGUGCAACUACAAUAGCAGCAGCUUGAGUGUGAACAGUUUAAGCAGCAGCAGAAGCAGUACUCCUGCCAAACGUGAAGUGCCACCAUCUCAUCUGACUCAUCCAUCACCUUCUCCAUAUCCCCUAUCUAUACCAAGCCACAGUCCCUUGCAUAGCUUUACACCAACCAUCCAACCUUCUGCUCAUCAGCACCACCCAAAUAUGUUUGCCCCACCUGCUGCUUUACCUCCUCCACCUCCACUAACUUCAGGGACCCUUUCAGUUCCAGGACAUCCAGCAAACAGCACUUACUCAGAACAAGACCUUCUCAGACAAGAGCUGAACACACGCUUUUUGGCUUCGCAAAGUGCAGAUCGUGGAGCAUCUUUAGGGCCGCCACCAUAUCUGAGGACAGAAUUCCACCAACACCAGCAUCAACACCAGCACACGCAUCAGCACACACACCAGCACACCUUUACUCCUUUCCCGCACGCCAUCCCGACUACUGCCAUUAUGCCGACUCCAGCACCGCCCAUGGUGCGUACCCCAGGCAGAAAUUUUGACAAAUAUCCUACAAAAGUUGACCCCUUCUACCGCCACAGUUUAUUCCAUUCAUAUCCUCCAGCUGUAUCGGGUAUUCCUCCCAUGAUCCCUCCUACUGGCCCCUUUGGAUCACUUCAAGGGGCAUUUCAGCCUAAGACUUCCAAUCCUAUUGAUGUUGCAGCCAGACCUGGAACUGUCCCUCACACUCUGUUGCAGAAGGACCCAAGGAUGACUGAUCCUUUCAGGCCUAUGCUGAGGAAACCUGGAAAAUGGUGCGCUAUGCAUGUUCAUAUCGCCUGGCAAAUAUAUCAUCAUCAACAAAAAGUCAAGAAACAGAUGCAGACAGAUCCACACAAGCUUGAUUUUGGCCUAAAGCCUGAGUUUUUGAGCAGGCCACCAGGUCCGAGCCUCUUUGGAGCAAUCCAUCACCAUCCGCACCCUCAUGAUUUGGCACGCCCUGCAACUCUGUUCUCUGCUGCUGGUGGUGCACAUCCUGCAGGAGCACCUUUUGGUCCUCCACAUCAUCACAGCAAUUUUCUCAAUCCAUCUGCUCAUCUUGAACCCUUUAAUCGUCCUUCAACAUUCAGUGGUCUUGGCUCUGUGGGUGGAAAUGCCUUUGGGGGCCUUGGUAAUCCUUCAGUUAAAACAACCAGACCCUUCAACCACCCCCUCAUUAUGGCCUCCAAUUCAAUGUUCAGCCAUAAGGAAGGGCCAAAUAUGCAGAGCUUCAACAAUCCUCAUGAACCAUGGAAUCGACUUCACCGGACACCACCAUCUUUCCCUACACCUCCACCUUGGCUAAAACCAGGUGAACCGGAACGCAGUUCUUCUGCUACAGCUCAUGACAGAGAUUCUGAGAAAAGAGAAUCAUCAUCUAAGGAUGAUAAAGAAAGGGAAAGUCUGGACAAAAGGCACUCUAGUCAUCCUUCCCCAGCACCUGCUAGCCAAGUAAAUUCAUUAGGACAUAACCGCAGUUUAACUGAACAAGGUAGAAGCCACACAAAUAAUGAGUUACGUGAUAAGGAAAAGCCUAAAGAACGAGAAAGGGAACACUCUGACUCAUGGAAAGAAAAUAAUAUGGAAGAGCACAAAGCAAAGGAUAACCACAUUUCAGAGAAAGAAAAUAUUGUACAUGAAAGAGCUGUGGAGGACCCUAAACAGUUAUCAAGGGUGCCUUCACCUUAUGUCAGAGCACCAGUGGUGGAGAGCACGAGACCCAAUAGCACUUCUAAUCGAGAAAAUGAAAGAAAAAGUGAGACUUAUGAUACUCAAAAGAAAAAUAAUGAUGUGAAAGUAAAAGAAGAAAGGAAGGAAGAUCAUGAUGUUUUGGUCUCCGAAGUACCUACUGUACAUCGAUCCUCUGAACAAGCUCCUCCAAUAUCUACUUCAAAUGUUCAUCCAAGUCAUUUAGCUUCCAUGCCAAUGGCUGUGGGUGUCACAGGAAUGCACCCAAUGAACAGUAUUGGUGGUCUAGAUAGGACUCGCAUGAUGAAUCCUUUUAUGGGCAUAAGCCCCAUUCCAGGAGGUGAACGUUUCCCUUACCCAUCAUUUCACUGGGAUCCUAUGCGAGAUCCAUUAAGAGACCCAUACAGAGGACUAGAUAUUCAUAGGCGGGAUCCCCUUGGGCGAGAUUUUUUGUUGCGAAAUGAUCCACUUCACCGUUUUACCACACCAAGACUAUAUGAAUCAGACAGGUCUUUCAGGGACAGAGAACCCCAUGACUAUAACCAUCACCACCAUCAUCAUCUUUCUGUUGACCCACGAAGGGACCAUGAAAGAGCAAGCCAGUUGGAAGAGAGGGAGAGGUUACAUAUGCUUCGAGAGGACUAUGAACAUGCUCGCCUACAUGCAGUUCAUCCAGCUGCACUAGAUGGUCACCUGCCUCAUCCAAGUUUACUCACACCAGGACUUCCUAACAUGCAUUUUCCCAGGGUCAGUCCUACAGCAGGACAUCAAAAUGGACUUCUAAAUAAGACUCCUCCAACAGCAGCACUAAGUGCCCCACCUCCACUUAUUUCUACACUGGGAGGGCGACCAGGUUCUCCCAGGAGGACUACUCCAUUGACCUCAGAGAUAAGGGAUAGACCUCCUUCUCACACACUGAAGGAUAUUGAAGCACGAUAAAUUAAAUAUGAUUAUGGACAAAUAGCCUGAUUAGAAUUCAAUCAGUGCAAGACUUGAGAUACAAUAUUUGUACAAAUGUAAAAUCUCUAAGAGCAAUGAUUUUCACUUUUUGUAUAUGAUAUAUUGCAAAUUUCCAGAUCUUUUGGCCAAUUCAAAUGUUUCUCUUUAACUGGUUUAUUUUACUAAUGUAAAGCAUUUGGUUGGAACUGAAGGAAAUAAUUCAUUACAUUCAUAUGGACUGUAUCAGACUGAGGAUAUUGAAAGAACAUGUAAAUAUUAAUGUAAAAACAAUUUGUUUCAUUGGGUAUUGGUUCAUAUAUGCAAAAGGAUAGGAUGAAAGCUUUACUGUGUACAAAUGUAAAUAGACAUAACAUAAUACAAUAAUACUUCUUAAACUGUGCAGUUUACAAUGUUACUAUUUAAAACACAGUCUGUUCAUACUGUGCAGUAUAUAUUAUUAGAGACAACUAAACCCCCUCAACUAUGCAAUUAUUGUGGAGGCUUUUACUAUAAAGCCACUGUAACACAAAUGGAACAUUUGCCACACUUACACAACUAAAGUCAUAUUGUCCCUAAGAAGCUUGUGUUUUGACAUAUUCAAAAAAAUUUUCACUCAUCCCUUAUUUUAUUAUUUUGGUUCUCCUGUACCAUCACUGUAUCAAUGAACACAAACAAUUAUACAUUAAGAUACAUCUACCUAUCAACACAUGUGACAUUGAAAACAAUGUCAGUAAGAGCUAGAUCAAGGCAUAGAUUGCAGUGGUUACUGUCAACUGGUAGACUGGUCAAAUUGUAUCUACCUGUUGUGUCUACCCAAGUAUAUUGACAGUCAUUGACCAAGCUGAUCUAUGAAAUUAUAUAUCUUUGAUUAACAUAAAUAUAAGGCUCAUUUAACACAUUUGGCAUUGAAAACAAUAUCAAUAAGUGCUAGGUCAUAGCAUAGAUUACAGUGGUUACUGUCAACUGGUAGACUUGUCUACUUGUGUCCACCUGUUCGGCCUACCCAAGUAUAAUGACAGUUAUUGGCCAAGCUGAUCUAUGAAAUAUUAACAUUUACCAAGAUUUUGUAACAUAGUCCAUAGUCCGUUGUCACUUAUUCAGCGUAGAUAUUGUUUACAUUUCCUUGAUUGGAGAGGAUAUGACUUUACCUGAAGAAAUACCAUAGACAUUUGGUUUACUGGGUUGUAAAUUAUAUGUAUGAAAUAAACAUAGUUCAUUGGUCUUCUAGUGUAUUAAAGUGAUCUUAAGUUGUUACCCUGUUUUGACAAAAGCAAAACAAUGAACAAAACUCCCAACAGUUGUUUCUAAUAAGCAGAGAUCUAUUUUAGUAGUCAACUGAAGGUUUAGUUGUGAGCUUCAGAUUUUGUGAACUCCAGAUGUUGUGCAGUGUUUUUUAAGGAGCAAACUCUCCCAAAAGAAUAUGUACACUGGAAAAGUAGUGGUAGCUUUCAGUAUUGUAAAGAGAUUGUUAUAUACAAACCUUUUGCUGUUUAUCUUGUAUGUAAGAAAUUCCUUUUUAGUACAUAUGUAAAGAGGAAAAAGACAACUGAAAAGGAAAAAAAACAAGCAUAAAAAUGAAGCGACUCAAUCUUCAGCAUGUUCCUCAUCGGCGAAGACUUGUGUUAUGUAAAUUGUGCCAUGUUAUUAAAAAAUGUGAACAAAACUUUCAGGUGCUUGUGUGCAGUGCCCAUCAUUGCUUAGAGAGGGGCUAGCUCCUAUGGAACACGGCGCCUUUUACUUCCACUUUCCAAACAAAAGUAAGAAUUCAGCCAUUCUAGACUAAAGGACACUUUACAUGCGACGACCAAGUAGGCAAUUGUUGA